This is a messenger RNA of Salvelinus sp. IW2-2015, 2787 nucleotides long. NCBI's taxonomy places the organism in Eukaryota, Metazoa, Chordata, Actinopteri, Salmoniformes, Salmonidae. The record is from RefSeq and is a predicted model, not a curated record.
GAUAUUAUAGGCAUGUCAAGUCUAAAAAUAUCCCAUUACUCCUGCAAACACCAACAUAAAACUUAGUUUGCAGCCAACAAACCUUCGGAGGCUGGGACAUUCACUGGAGAUUUUACAGGAAUGGAGGACGUUGAUAGAUGUGAGGAGSAGCUUAUUGAGUAUGCCAUUCGAGAGAGUAUUCGAGAUUUAUCAAUAGACAGCAUGCCAACAGUCAGUGGUGACUAUCUGAGGAUAGUGACUGCCAUUGAGCAAGGUGAUGUGUGUACCCUGCAGGAGCUGUCUGGGUUGCAGGCUUUCACAGAGAGGGACAGCAGAGGGUGGCUUCCCCUACACAGAGCCGUCGUGCAGUCCCAGGAACAGGUCUUGGAUCAGGUCCUGCUGGCUUCCUGUGAUGUGACUGUGGAUGAUGUGACUGCAGACGGUGACACAGCGUUGAUUCUGGCUGCUCAGGAGGGUCUGCUGGAGAAUUGUGGGGCCUUCGUGGAACAGGUGUGUCUGAAGAAGUGGAUGGCCAUUCACGAGGCAGCCAAGGUGGGCUGCAGUGCCAUCCUGGUGCUUCUGCUGAGACAUGGGGCCAAGGUGACAGCUGUAGAUGGGCACAAUGUCACCCCGCUGGGCAUCGCAGCAGAGUACGCCCACGUGGAGGUCCUCGAUAUACUCAUAAAGAACGGUGGCGACGUGAACGCCCAGGCAUAUAACGGAGACACUGUUCUGUACGAUGCAGCCGGCUCAGGGAAKCUGGACUGCAUAUACCUCCUCCUGCAAGCUGGAGCCAACCCUAACAUUGCCAGUCUAMCCUGCCAGCUGCCCAUACACAGAGCUGCCUAUGAGGGACACAUCCUUGCUCUGAGGACCUUCAUCCCCAUCACCACUAAGAGGGCCAUCCGUCUGUCUGGCCAGAGCCCAGUCCACUCUGCAGCAGAUGGCGGCCAUGUUGACUGCCUGGAGCUGCUCAUAGAGAGAGGUUUCGAUGUCAACGCUCAGCUGGACGUACACAUCUCAGAGAGCUACGGGGACAUGAGGCGGAGUCCACUGUACUUCGCCGUAUCCAACAGUGAUGUCACCUGCACAGAGAUGCUGCUGGCCGCCGGGGCCAAAACUGACAUGGACCCGCUACACUGCUUCCUGGUGGCUGUACGCGCUGGGAGGUAUGAGCUGGUGCGUCUGCUAUUGUCCAGGGGUGCCGAAGUCAACUGCUACUUCAGAAGGAUCAGUGACACACUGUUUCCCACCGCGUUGCAGUACUGUCUCAGAGAUCACACGAUUCUGCGCCUGCUGCUCAACAACGACUACGACGUAGACAAGUGCUUCCUGUGUAACCACGGCAACAGACAGGAUAUGGACUGCGACUCCUGGGUCGACUACCAACAUAACCAUAGAAGAACUUUAUUUUAUAACCAGGACUACAGAGCCUCGUUCUGUGAAAUCAUCUCCCUGUCGUCGGUGGUCAACCUGGCGGGGAGUGUGGUACAGAUGCUUCUGGACUACGUCAGACACCCACGUAUCUGCCCCAACCUCCUACGGGUCCUGGAGAAACAGAAAGAGUGGCCAGACAUCUGUGGCAUUCUGGACAACCCGCGGUCCCUGCAGCACCAGUGUCGUUUGGUCAUUAGGAGACAGAUGACCCCUAGAAGACUGAAUGACCCUCAGGUCAUGGCUGCCGUCCCGUUCCCCCCGACACUCAAACACUACCUCACCUACAGGGAGUACGAUGAGUAUGGUGGGUUGGCAGCCACACACUCAUAACUGGACUAUAUCAAUGAAAACAUAUUUAGAAGAACAAAAAGAAGAAGAAAAAAUAAUCCUGUUCCGUGCAUAACUGAUCAGUCACAUGAUGCUGUUUCUCAUGAAUAAUGCUUUAGCUCAUAUACUUAUGCUUAUAUUAAGUAGGGCAAGUGUUCUUGUGAUGUAAUGUUUGUAAUAACCACAAUUCUUUUCACACUGAUUUAUGUUCUCUGAAUAGUGUGAAUAGUCCUUAUCAUAGUACUGCUACUUCUGCUAGACUGCAUACAUUAGACAGCACAGCUGUGCAGCAUGAUACAGUGCAUGUAGUGUGAUGUACUCUUCAAGAUCUCCCCAUGGGAAAAGCAGGUCAGGUCUAAAAAUAACUCUCUGAGCGCUCAUUCAGUUUAUACMUAGGGCUAAACACUCACUGGACACUGGUCUGAAUGACUCUGCUGCAAUGGACUGUUGACUUUUACAGUGACCCUGACACCUACCUGACUCAUAAGACCAGGGUUUAAAUAUAGAGAGAUGUAGAUCUAGACAACAGCUCAUCCAUAUUAUACCCUCAAAGUUCUGGGAGCUAGUMGUGUUGUCACUAGCCCCGUUUAUACCUGGUGCUAACAUGCAUUCUUUGUCCUGAUCUUGUKCGCAUUCUGAUUGUGCCCACAUUUUUAGACAGGUGUAGAAGAUUGUAAGACGCAUUGCGAUCUGAUUGUGAUCAGAUUUCCRUGACAACCUCCGGAGGUAGUCAGGCUUGCAGGUGUAGACAGAUCUGGACAGUGAAACCAUUUAAAUCAUCAUUAUCCAGCACUCUAAAAUCCUUGACAAGUUGGAGCAUUGUCUUAUGGCAUCAAUAUGAGUCUUAAAAUAAAUAAAUACACAUUAUUUUGAAAGAAUGUCUGAAAAUGUGACUGUUGACAAGAUCAGGACAGGAUGCAUGUUUGCAGCAGGUAUAAACAAGGAUACUGAGACCUGUUGGGUGUACAACAAACCAGAAUCAAUGAGUUAGCCAGCUAACUUUGAUAAACAACCACAAAUAACUAUUAAUUUUCAAGCUUAUUU